AUGUGCAAUUAUUAUCAUUCACUUAAAUACAUUCGCAUAUCAUAUUUCAUACCCCACCCACCCCAAACCACACCACCCCACACCAUCCCACCCCAAACCACACCACCCACCCCACACCAUCGUACACCACCCACCCCAAAACCACACCACCCCACACCAUCCCAUCCACCCCAAACCACACCACCCCACAUCAUCCCACCCUACACCACCCACCCCAAAACCACACCACUCCACACCACCCCAUCCCACCCCACACCACACCACCCACCCCAAACCACACCACCCCACACCAUCCCACACCACCCACCCCAAACAACACCCCCCCCACACCACCCACCCCAAACCACACCACACCAUCCCACACCACCCACAGCACCCCACACCAUCCCACACCACCCACCCCAAACAACACCCCCCCACACCACCCACCCCAAACCCCACACCAUCCCACACCACCCACAAAACCCCACACCAUCCCACACCACCCACCCAAACAACACCCCCCCACACCACCCACCCCAAACCACACCACCCCACACCAUCCCACACCACCCCACACCAUCCACCCCAAACCACACCCCCCCACACCACCCACCCCAAACCACACCACCCCACACCAUCCACCCCAAAACCACACCACCCCACACCAUCCACCCCAAAACCACACCACCCCACACCACCCACCCCAAACCACACCACCCCACACCAUCGUACACCACCCACCCCAAAACCACACCACCCCACACCAUCCCACACCACCCACCCCAAACCACACCCCACACACCAUCCCACCCCACACACCCUAAACCACAGUUUACUGUUUGA
Messenger RNA from Ictalurus furcatus (blue catfish), 825 nucleotides. RefSeq lists its product as uncharacterized. NCBI's taxonomy places the organism in Eukaryota, Metazoa, Chordata, Actinopteri, Siluriformes, Ictaluridae. Bases 1 to 825 code for a protein of 274 amino acids. The record is from RefSeq and is a predicted model, not a curated record. The transcript has a single exon.